ACAGAGAAAUGCGUUCUGGUGUUCCUGUGUAGCUUUUUGAUAUACCCGAUAUCUUUGUAAAUCCAUUGUGUCAGUCCGUAUCAACGCGAAUUAUGCCUAAGGUAAACACGAUACUUAAUUAUUUCACAUCUCCGAAGACUGUUAAAAAACCGGAGAGCAAAAAGGAACAGCCGCAAACUCCUAAGAGAGAAAAGUCACAGACUCCCAAAAGGCAAAAGUCGCUUACACCUAAGAGGAGAAAAGGAAACAAAGAACUUGACAAAAGUACAGAGAAGGAAAAUCGAAUUUCUGAUGAUGCAAAAAAACGAUCACACAAAGAAGAUGAAAAUAAUGAGGAGGAUGAGCCUAUAAAGCCUAUUAAGAGAAGACGUCUUAUUAUUCCUGAAGAUGAUUCCGGUGAAGAUUCUGGAGAUGAGUUUAAGCCAGAAUCCGAGUCUGAAGAAUCUGACUCGGUUUCAGAAGGGGAUUCAGAACAUGAACCUUCCACUGAAGAAGAAACACCAGAGAAAAAAAGAAAGAUAUCCGGUGCCAGAACCAAGCCAGGACAAUCAAAACGUUCACUUACUAAUACAAAAGCAACCAAAAAGGAAUCGAAGCAGCCUGUGCAAAUGCAAAGUCAAACUGUGAGCAAUGGACUUCCUGUUGCGCAGACUUGGCCUCACUUGAAGUACGAUUUUCUGCAACCGGACAAAAUAAGAGACAAACAAAGGAGAACACCGAAGGAUCCAGAUUAUGACCCCAAAACAGUUUUUGUGCCUACCGACUUUUUAAACAAUCAAACUCCUGCAAUGAGGCAAUGGUGGGAUUUGAAGAGCAAUCGUUUUGAUUGCGUGCUUUUUUUCAAAGUCGGCAAGUUCUACGAGUUGUAUCACAUGGAUGCGGUUAUCGGUGUCAACGAGCUCAGUCUGACAUACAUGCGAGGCGAGUUCGCGCAUUCCGGAUUUCCCGAAAUCGGUUACGGUCGUUAUUCGGCGAGUCUCAUAGAAAGAGGAUACAAGGUCGCGCGAGUCGAGCAAACGGAGACCCCGGAUAUGAUGUCAGUGCGUUGCAGUAAAGUAUCGAAGCCGACAAAAUUUGACAAAGUCGUAAAGCGAGAAAUCUGUCAAGUCAGCACCAGAGGCACCAGGGUGUACACUCCGCUGGACGUGGAAGCGUCCACGCCCAACUCCAAUUACCUGCUGUCUCUGACAGAAAGAUACAAUCCCGGCUCGACCGUCAGUUCCUUCGGAGUUUGCUUCAUAGACACGACGAUAGGCGAAUUUUAUCUCGGCCAGUUCGACGACGACCGUUGCAACUCGCGACUAUUGACUUUGCUAGCUCAUUAUCCGCCAGUUCAUAUUAUAUACGAACGUGGUAAUCUGUCGCAAAAAACGGUACAGCUGAUAAACGGUACUCUGCCAGCAGCGCUAAAAGAUCCGUUGCAGCGUGAAACUCAGUUCUGGUCCGCCACGACAGUGUUAAAAAAACUUCACGAAGGGGACUAUUUCAAGAAAGAGAAGGACUCUAGCUUUUCAUGGCCUGAAGGCCUGAAACCAUAUCUCAAUGAAGGAGACAACUUGGGUUUGACGCCGGCUGACAACAAGGAACUAGCGGUGAACGCGCUAGGGGGUUGCGUGUACAUACUGAAGGAGUUUUUGCUCGAUCAGCAAUUGUUGGCGCAGGGCUGCUUCAACACUUACAUCCCGUCGGACUUCUUGGCUGCGGGUAGUCGGGCGGGUCUCAAUUACGCCAAUACUAUGGUAAUAGACGCUGUCACGAUAAAAAAUCUGAGGAUUUUCGGAGAAGGUUCGCUGAACAGCGUGAUCGACCGUUGCUGCACCGCGUUCGGUAAAAGACUGCUGCGCGAAUGGAUCUGCAGACCGUCUUGCCGCAAAGCCGUUAUAAUAGAACGUCAGGAAGCUGUACAGGAACUGCUGGAUCAGAUCGACGUGAUGCAAUCGGCUCGGGCGAUUCUGUCGACUCUGCCGGAUCUUGAGAGAUUGUUGAGCAAAAUCCACGCUCAGGGAAACGCAGCUAGAAUGAAAAACCAUCCUGACGGCAGAGCCAUCAUGUUCGAAGGACCGACUUACUCGAAGAGAGUAAUUUUGGACUUCACCACAACGCUCGCUAAAUUUGAGGAAGUCUUGAAAUUCGUCGAACUGUUCGAUAAUUUCCGAAGUAACUUGAUCACGCGCUGUACCCGAUACGAGCCGGACGGUGAUUUUCCUCAAUUAAGAGAAACAUUAGAUUACUUCAAGACGGCGUUCGAUCACGAGGAAGCGAAAAAGCAGGGUUGCAUUGUUCCGAAAAGGGGAGUGGACGCCGAAUAUGACUCGGUGCUGGUCGAGCUCGACGAGAACAAACGAGAUCUGGACAAGUACUUGGAAAAGCAGAGGCAGCACUUCGGCGUGAAAAUAUCGUUCUACGGAUCGGACAGGAAACGCUAUCAGAUCGAGGUUCCCGAGUCGCAGGUCAAGAAGGUCGGUCCCGGAUACGAGUUGCAGUCACAAAGGAAAGGCUUCAAACGUUAUUACACCGCAGAGGCUAAGGAACUUUUGGCGAGACAAAUGAACGCGGAAGAGCACAGGGACAAAGUGCUGAAGGAUCUGAACAGAAGGAUAUUCGCGCGGUUUAGCGAGAAGUACGAUAUGUGGCAUACGGCCGUUUACAAAUUGGCCACCAUGGACGUACUCAUCUCUCUCGCGGAUUACGCGCAAACCGGUGAUAUGUGCGUGCCGGAGAUACUCGACGGAUCGGACGGCGAGAUUUUCCUCGAGAUAAGAGACGGAAAGCAUCCUUGCAUUACGUCCGACAGCUUCAUACCAAACGAGACUCUGUUGGCGACCGGCGGCAACGCGUCCUUCAUGAUUCUCACCGGACCGAACAUGGGAGGCAAGUCCACUCUCAUGCGCCAAGCGGGCUUGAUCACUAUCAUGGCGCAGAUAGGCAGCUACGUACCGGCCAGUUCGUGCCGCCUGACGCUGGUGGACCGUAUUUUCACGCGACUGGGCGCGAACGACGAUAUUCUCGCCGGCCAGAGCACGUUCUUGGUGGAGCUGAGCGAGACCGCCGCGAUAUUGCAACACGCCACGCCUUACUCGCUCGUUCUUCUCGACGAGUUGGGACGCGGUACGUCAACCUACGACGGCACGGCGAUAGCGGCCUCGGUCGUCGACGCGUUGACCAAGCUCAAAUGUCGCACUUUAUUCUCGACACACUAUCAUUCUCUGGUCGAGGAUUACAAGACCAAUAAAGAGGUCACGUUGGCGCAUAUGGCCUGCAUGGUGGAAACGGAGGAGGAGGAGGAAGUGUCGCAGGAGACGGUGACGUUUUUGUACAAACUCAGCGAGGGAGCUUGUCCGAAAUCUUACGGAUUCAAUGCCGCCCGACUUGCGGGAGUGCCGUCUGUUAUAACAAAGAGAGCGCACGAGAUAGCCAGAAGAAUGGAGCAGGAGACCAAUCACAAGCACAUAUUCGCUGCUCUUUGCAAAGCCAACGGCGCAAAGAUGAGAGAUCUCAUUGCCGCUAUUUAACGUUGCGUCAUCAAAUUUAUUAAUUACGUAAACAAGCACCGUUUACUUUUAAUACUCGAGGCAUUAUUCUUGAAAAACUUGAAGAAUUACUCUAUAACUUAAAAAAUUUUCUCAAAUUCGAUUAAAAAUAACAUAUAAAAGUAUUAAACACAUAAGUAUUUUAAGCAACUAUAAUAUAAUUGUUAACUUAAAAUUUUCAUAUAGAUACGUGCGUUUCAAGUUACCUUUCUCAAUCCGCAUUAUUAAUUUGUAAAAUAGAAUUACGUAAUGUUAGCGUCGUCAAAUACUCGUUCGAUUUAGAAAAAAAUCGAAUAACAUGUUAAUUUUUUGUUUAUUGUCGUACGUAGAAACUGGUGAGUCGUAAUUAGUUUUGUCCUUUUGUACGAAUUUGUUUUUCUACCAAUUGCAAUGCACAUUGAUGGAUACACAUACGUACCUGCGCUUCGUUCCCGAUCUGUAUAUUAAAGGAAUUUUUAUUUUGAUAUUAAA
Pseudomyrmex gracilis is the source of this 4001-nucleotide messenger RNA. It is a transcript of the gene Msh6, whose product is annotated as probable DNA mismatch repair protein Msh6. Lineage: Eukaryota; Metazoa; Arthropoda; Insecta; Hymenoptera; Formicidae. The record is from RefSeq and is a predicted model, not a curated record. Gene Ontology annotation, cellular component: nucleus; MutSalpha complex. Bases 93 to 3512 code for a protein of 1139 amino acids. Gene Ontology annotation, molecular function: ATP binding; ATP-dependent DNA damage sensor activity; mismatched DNA binding. The transcript has 20 exons. Gene Ontology annotation, biological process: mismatch repair.